Molecule: messenger RNA, 1926 nt
Organism: Charadrius vociferus (killdeer)
Lineage: Eukaryota; Metazoa; Chordata; Aves; Charadriiformes; Charadriidae
Gene: NXN
Product: nucleoredoxin
Exons: 8
Coding region: 1-1404 (467 amino acids)
Molecular function (GO): thioredoxin-disulfide reductase (NADPH) activity
Source: RefSeq, a predicted model, not a curated record
AUGCGUGCCAGCCAUAUGCUGCUUUGCCCUCACAUAAAAUGCUCAGCUCACAGUCGGUUGGACGGCUUAGCCCGGGAAAUUGUGAAGAGCAACGAUGCCAGUGCUGGGGUGACCAGGGCGGUAAGAGGAAGAAAACGGGAAGAAGCGAAGGGGCCGGGACGUGAGGUUGGGCUGGCCCGAGUCCCUCACCCCGGGGCUUUGGCUGCGGAGCUCCUCGGGGGAACAAAGAGCAGCUCUUCGCUGGCAGCCGCCUCGCCAGAAAACCCCGCAGAGAGGAUUUCCUUCCGCUUCGGCUCCAAAGAUUUUGCUGUUGUGUUUUGCGGCCGGGAAGAACAAAAGCUCGGGGUUGCAAGCUGGCUCCUGCCAGGGUCUCCCCUGCCCCCCUGCCGGCUGCUGGGCGAUGCAGGCGGCCUCAAGCCGGACCGUGCUGUGCCAGGCUCCUGCCACGGAGCCACGCUGAAGCUGUGGAACAAGUACAGAGUCUCUAACAUUCCUUCCCUGAUAUUUAUCGAUGCCUCCACCGGGAAGGUGGUUUGCAGGAAUGGGCUCCUGGUAAUCCGAGAUGACCCAGAAGGUCUGGAGUUCCCCUGGGGGCCAAAACCCUUCUGUGAAGUUGUUGCUGGGCCUCUGCUAAGGAACAACGGCCAGACGCUAGACAGCGCUGCCCUGGAGGGCUCACACGUUGGGGUCUAUUUCUCCGCGCACUGGUGCCCGCCGUGCCGAAGCCUCACAAGGGUCCUGGUGGAGUCCUACCGGAAAAUCAAGGAGGCAGGCCAGAAGUUUGAGAUACUCUUCGUUAGUGCAGACAGGUCAGAGGACUCCUUCAAGCAGUAUUUCAGUGAGAUGCCCUGGGUAGCUGUGCCGUACGCCGACGAGGCCAGACGGUCGCGCCUGAAUCGACUCUAUGGCAUACAAGGCAUCCCAACUCUCAUCGUCCUGGACCCCAAGGGAGAUGUGAUCACGCGGCAGGGGCGGGUGGAGGUGCUGAACGACGUCGAAUGCCGCGAGUUCCCCUGGCACCCCAAGCCCGUGCUGGAGCUGACGGACUCCAACGCUGUGCAGCUGAAUGAGGGCCCCUGCCUCGUUCUUUUUGUAGAUUCAGAGGAUGACGGAGAGUCGGAGGCAGCGAAACAACUGAUUCAGCCCAUAGCUGAAAAAAUCAUCGCCAAGUACAAAGCCAAAGACGAGGAGGCACCGCUGCUCUUCUUUGUGGCUGGCGAGGACGACAUGACUGAUUCUCUGCGGGAUUACACCAACCUGCCCGAGGCUGCGCCCCUGCUCACCAUCCUGGACAUGUCGGCCCGGGCCAAGUACGUGAUGGAUGUGGAGGAGAUCACGCCCGAGAUCGUGGAAGCCUUUGUCAGCGACUUUCUAGCGGACAAGCUAAAACCUGAGCCCAUCUAAGGGGGCUUCUGCACCAACAGACGUUAUUUAAAACUAGGUCUCUCUUCCGCCGCUCGUGGAUUCUCCAGCGUGUCCUCACGCCCGACCCAGUAUCCAACCUUCUUGUGGUGCCUUGUUUUACGCAGUGAAUCCUUCUCCUAAGCAAACUCCUUGAGAUGCACUUUCAGCAGGGAGUCGUUGGCGUUUGGAGACUUCGCUUGUGCUUCAUGGUGAUAUAUUCUCUAAUAACCAGGCCAGAACUGUUAUCGUAUUGUUACUUUAUACACGGCACUAGCUAGCAGGCAAAUCUUUUUGCAUGGUGUUCUUCCCAACGUAUGCAUCAGGCAGUGGAUGGGGUUCUCGGGGCUCUUUUCUUCUCCUUCUCCCCCUUCUUUCCUUUCCUAGCACCUCUGCUGACUAAAUGACUUUAAGGAAGCAAUAAGGAAACUGUCCCCUUCGCCCCUGGCCCGUCCUGCUUUCCCAUGCGAGUGCCCUGACGAGGCCGAGACAAAGUCUUAACUGCUGACAACCUCUGAAAGACCA